Messenger RNA from Mollisia scopiformis, 1425 nucleotides. RefSeq lists its product as uncharacterized. Bases 1 to 1425 code for a protein of 474 amino acids. The record is from RefSeq and is a predicted model, not a curated record. The transcript has 2 exons. Lineage: Eukaryota; Fungi; Ascomycota; Leotiomycetes; Helotiales; Mollisiaceae.
AUGCCGUCUGCCACUGGUCCUAACGCCUCCGCCCACGUCCCGGCUUGGAAAAGAUUGGGACUCAAACUGAAAUCUGCCCAAGAACCUGAACAGCCUGCUGGCGAUGCUAUCAUAGAGCCUGACACGUCAAAACGCAAAAGACUAGCUACUACCACAGACAACGCUCCCAUAAAGAAAUCAAAGAGAAGUGCAGAUCUCUCAGUACAAGUCGGUUCUGAAGUCGCUCCAGUCACUCCACAGCUUACGAGGAAAAAGUCUGUUACGUUUACGCCAGAGACGAAAGCUGAAGACGGAGAUAGCAUAAAGCAAUUAUUCAAUAGCUGGGUCGCGGAACAGAAAUCGGCUGAUCCUUCAUUCCAAUUCAAGAACUCCAGUCCUGCCUUCAAGACACCGGAUACCCCUCGCGUCGAGGAGGACGUCGAUCCCAACCUCGACGAGAAAGAACGACGAGUGAAAAGAGUCAAGAAGCCCAAGGCAGAGAAGGCAGAAAAGUCGAAACAGCCAAAGAAGCCUGCCAAAAUUACAAAGCCUGCUGCCCACUUUUCGCGGCCUUUUCUUCAGUACCUGAAGGAAUACUGCGAAUCCAGAAGCACUUGGAAAUUCAACAAGAACCACCAAAACCACCUUCUACGACACGCCUUCGACGCUGACGUCGUCCCGUCAGACCACGCAUUAUACUUAUUCGAAUACGUGAGAGGUCUUCAAGGAGGAGUUAGGACAAGGCUACGUGAUACAGCACUUGGAAUUAAGGUCAAGGAUCAAGAGGACGGCAUUGCAGGCUUUCCAUCGACAAUGGCAGACACCGAGAAGAGACAGAGAGACUACGAUGUUGCAAUGAAGGAGUAUGUCGCUACCAUGACUGCAGCCCAAACUCCUGCUAGCAUGGGUUACGAGGAGGGGGUUGAGUUGGGGCUUUCCGACAAGGCGAUGGCAGGAAGAGUUGCAAAGCGAAUGCGGGCAGAGAGAAUCUUGGCGGAAUUGGCUUCUUCACCUGGAAAAGAUGAGAAUGGUGCUGUGCUCGUCAGUCAUGAGGACAAAUCAAAGAGACUUCGGUUGGACGACGGCAGUGUACUGAAAGUUGCCCGAAAGCGGAAGCAGAGGACUAUUACAGACGUCGACAGCAGUUCUUCAGAGAGCGAAUCUGAUGAUGAGAGUGAAGAUGAUGAGGUUGAAGGGGCCGAGGGUGCGGCAGAUACUUCAUCAAGUUCCUCUAGCAGCUCUUCCGAGUCUGAAUCAGGGGAAGGAGACAGCGAGGGCGAUUCUGAGGAUGGAAGCGAGGAGGACGGUUCUGAGGAGUCAACUCUAGCCCGGCGACCGACAUUUUCAAUACCGCCUACGUCAGGACAUCAAAUUACUAGCCACAGCAGCCAACCAAACAAGACCACCAUCUGCACAUCUCACAAUCCCAUGCUUGGCCAUGCUUGA